Messenger RNA from Mercenaria mercenaria, 6478 nucleotides. RefSeq names its product mucin-2-like. Lineage: Eukaryota; Metazoa; Mollusca; Bivalvia; Venerida; Veneridae. The transcript has 15 exons. Gene Ontology annotation, molecular function: protein binding. The record is from RefSeq and is a predicted model, not a curated record. The coding region runs from base 76 to 3291 and encodes 1071 amino acids.
UAUAAGAUGAUAUAACGUUUGCAGUGUAUAAUGAUGAUAUAACGUUUGCAGUGUAUAAUGAUAUAAUAAAUAAUUAUGGAUAUAAGUUUAAUAUACUUAGAUCAUAUAUACAAAAAGCGUGUAUUAGUAAGGUUAGCUUUGUGCUGGGUUGUCUGGACUUCUCAAAUAGGAUUAGUUUACUCAGGAUGUGCUGUGAAAAUACAAGAGUCGCAAGUUGCUCGAAUGUGUUAUGAAAGUGAAGCGACUGGUUCGCCAGUUUAUAUAGAUACAAGCGGAGCAAAAACCACGGACAACUCCUCAGGACCCUUGUGUUUCUGUAACAUGACGGUGACAAAUGCAAAAUUUGUGAAUAUCAGAGUUCAAGGAGAAAAUUAUGCUUGUGGUUCAAAACUGCGGUACACCAUCUCUAACAAACAAGUGGAAUCAGACGACAACAAAUGUUUAUCAACAAAGCAUUUGGUUCAAGUCACGCAGAACGAGCUGAUGGAUGUAGUGCUAGAGAAAACAAAGGCACCUUAUGUUGCUGACUUUUGUACAAAAAUUGAUAUACAGGGAUGCAAACAAGAUGAGUAUCAGUGCGACACGUCGGCUGAUUGUAUAGCAAAGACUAACGUCUGUGACAACUUCCCGGAUUGUCAGGAUGGUGAUGACGAACAUGGUUGCAGAAGUGGCGUCUGUACAGAGGGUAUGUUAGAGUGUAAAAAUGGAAAUGGGUGUUAUGCAAAUUCAGAUCGAUGUAACAAUGAUACAAAGUGUGCUGACGGGACAGAUGAAGAGGGAUGCUUUCUUGAGCAGGACAAGACAGACACAGUGACAGUAGCAUGGAAUACAGACCCAGUAAUAAGCGUCCGGUGUUUUGAAAGCACACGAUUCUCAACAACUACUACCACUACUACAACAACAACUACGACUGCUGCUUCAACUACGACUCCGUCGAGGACUGCUACUACAACUACGACUGCUACAAUAAAUAAGACUCCGUUGACGACUGCUAAUACAACUACGACUCCGUCGACGACUGCUACUACAAAUACGACUCCGUCUACGACUGCUACUACAAAUACGACUCCGUCGACGACUGCUAAUACAACUACGACUCCGUCGACGACUGCUACUACAAAUACGACUCCGUCGACGACUGCUAAUACAACUACGACUCCGUCUACGACUUCUACUACAAAUACGACUCCGUCGACGACUGCUAAUACAACUACGACUCCGUCGACGACUGCUACUACAAAUACGACUCCGUCGACGACUGCUAAUACAAAUACGACUCCGUCGACGACUGCUAAUACAACUACGACUCCGUCGACGACUGCUAAUACAAAUACGACUCCGUCGACGACUGCUAAUACAAAUACGACUCCGUCGACGACUGCUAAUACAACUACGACUCCGUCGACGACUGCUAAUACAAAUACGACUCCGUCGACGACUGCUACUACAAAUACGACUCCGUCGACGACUGCUAAUACAACUACGACUCCGUCGACGACUGCUAAUACAAAUACGACUCCGUCGACGACUGCUAAUACAAAUACGACUCCGUCGACGACUGCUAAUACAACUACGACUCCGUCGACGACUGCUAAUACAACUACGACUCCGUCGACGACUGCUAAUACAAAUACGACUCCGUCGACGACUGCUAAUACAACUACGACUCCGUCGACGACUGCUAAUACAACAACGACUCCGUCGACGACUGCUACUACAACAACGACUCCGUCUACGACUGCUACUACAACUACCACUCCGUCGACGACUGCUACUAUAACAACAACUCCGUCUACGACUGCUACUACAACUACGACUUCAUUUACGACUGCUACUACAACAACCACGACUACUACUACAAUAUCAACUACAACUCCAUCCACGACUACGAAAACACCAAGUACGACUAAAGAAAUAUUAUCUGUAACAACGACCAAAGAGUCCAUUGUUCCCAAUCAUACACUAGAGGCUGUCACAAGUAAGGACACCUCACAGACUGACAGUAAACUUUCAGCCAGUACGUCCGAGCAAAGUCACACAACUGCAUUUGGCAACAUACCAAAUAAAAACUAUGAUGGAGACAUUUUUAGCACAUUAAAGAAACCAUUGUACUCAGAAUGUGAUGUGACCAUUCAAGAGUCGCAAGUUGCUCGAAUGUGUUAUGAAAGUGAAGCGACUGGUUCGCCAGUUUAUAUAGAUACAACCGGAGCAAAAGCUACGGAUAACUCCUCAGGACCUUUGUGUUUCUGUAACGUGACGGUGACAAAUGCAAAAUUUGUGAAUAUCAGAAUUCAAGGAGAAAAUUAUGCUUGUGGUUCAAAACUGCGGUUCACUUUCUCUAACAACCAAGUGGAAUCAGACGACAACAAAUGUUUAUCAACAAAACAUUUGGUUCAAGUAAAGCAGAACGAGCUGAUCGAUGUAGUGCUAGAGAAAACAAAAGCACCUUAUGUUGCUGACUUUUGUACAAAAAUUGAAAUACAGGGAUGCACCGAAAAUGAGUACCAGUGCGACACGACGGCUGAAUGUAUAGCAAAGACUAACGUGUGUGACAACUUCCCGGAUUGCACUUAUGGUGAUGACGAACAUGGUUGCGGAAGUGGUGUCUGUACAGAGGGUAUGUUAGAGUGUAAAAAUGGAACUGGUUGUUAUGCAAAUUCAGAUCUGUGUAACAAUGUUACACAGUGUGCUGACGGAACAGAUGAAGAAGGAUGUUUUCUUGAGCACGACAAGUCGGACACAGUGACUGUGGCAUCGAAUACAGAUCCAGUUGUAAGCGUCCGUUGUUUUGAAAGCACACGGUUCUCAACAACCACUACUACAACAACAACUACAACCACGACUCCGUCCACGACUACGACUACAACCACGACUACGACUACAACCACGACUCCGUCAACGACUACUACGACAACACCAAGUACGACUAAAGAAAUAUUAACUGUGACAACGACCAAAGAUCAUACACUUGAGGCUGUCACAGAUAAGGACACAUCACAGACUGACAGUAAAAUUACCACCUUGAAAAGCACGAGUACUUCCGAGCAAAGUCACACAACUACAUUGGGCAAAAUACCAAAUACAAACAAUGAUGAAGGCAUUGUCAGCACACUAAAGAAACCUUAUGUGAUUGCUGGUAUAGUGGUUGGUGCGGUGGCUGUUGUAGCUGCCAUAGCCUGCAUAGCAUAUGCAGUGAGGCGAAAAAUGAAAAAGUCCAAGUCAAAGAAUAUCUCGUCAGAUUUAUGGAUCUCCGAUAAAGGGGAAAAGGAAUUGCAACCGCUUAACACGUGAUCAUUUGAUUACAUGUGUAUUUGGUGUUUUCUAAGUCGCUGUUUAAUAAUAUACUGUAUUGAAAUGAUCAGCGAACAGAAACACCAUUAAUACAGUAUUGUAUACUAGUACUUGAUAUAUUCUUCACUUAUGACUCAGAAAUGUUGGCAUGUGUUUAUCUUAUCAUUUCAAAAGGCAUUUUUUUCAGACUAAAGUGACGUAUGCACUGUGUCAAGCCUCUGAUGGAUGCUAAUGUGUGUUAAAACAUUAAUUAAUCAGUAAGUAUGAAAUGGAACCAGUCAGAUGUGUCCUGAUUGUAUAUAGUGAUCUUGGUAUCAUUGUUAUAGCUCUUGUAUACAUUUGUUGCAUUUCAAAAAAAUUAAACAAAACGUUUCCGCAAGAAAAAAAAUCAACAAGGCGGACUUACAAUAAUUACUAGGAAUUAUUUUGAUUUUCAAAAACAAGAGGGCCACGGUGGCCUUAGGAAGCUCACCUUAGUUUUUAAAGCAAAACGUUGAAUUGUGGCUAUGUUUUUAACAGAUUAACAUGUUACAUGAUUCAAUUAUUUCAGUAGAAGGUUUUUCCAGGAGUGAUUGUGUUAAAUUAAGUUUCAAACAAACUGAAUUUCAAGGUGCACUCUUCAUAUCAAUAAAAAUCCAGCACAUUGCGGUCAUGGAUUUUAGUACUCGGGACAGUCAUCCUUGAAAGAAGUGGUCUGCAAACAAAGUAAAAUACUGAAAUUUGGACAGCAAUUUCAAACAAAAAUUUUAAAAUAUGUAGAAAGGCUGCUAAGUGUAGUCAUGUGAAACCAUUUGUAAAACUAGAUUCCAUUUAGAAAAACAUUCUGAACAAUGUUUUAUGUAAAUUAAACUGGUCAAUAGCCACAGUUUUCAAUUUCAAUUUGACCUUCUGGCCUAGCUUUUUAGCCAGAUGACCCAGCUACAAAUAUAUCCUUAAUUUGAAACAGACAAACAUCUUACCAAGUCUCGUGAAGAUCAGUUUGAAAAUAUAGCCUUUUGAGUGUUAACAAGAUCUUUCUACGGUGGACCCUGUGACCUAGUUUUGGACCUAAAUAAUCCAGUUUCAGAACUGACCUAAAUUUCAUAGAGACAAAUAUUCUGACAAAUUUUUAGGAAAUUCAACGAUGGUUUGGUAUUAUUUGACCAAGUGUCUUAGUUUUCAAUCUUACAUAACCGACUUUUGAAUUUGACCUGGACUUCACAGAGUCAAACAUUCUGACAAAGAUUUAUGUUUUCAUGUAGAAAAUGUGACCUCUGUGAUGUUUACGUGUUUUUCUAUCCAGUGGCCUAUUUGUUGUACUCAAAAAACCCAGUUUCAAAUUUGACUUUGAUUUAACAGAGUCAAACAUUCUGACAAAGUUUUACGAAGUUAAGGUAGAAAAUGUAGUCAGUAGGGUGGCAACAAGGUUUUCCUAUCAAUUUACAUAACAACCUUGUUUUUGACCCAGAUGACCCAGAAACAUUUUAAUGAUGGUAACAUUCCGACUAAGUUUCACUAUGACUUGCCUACAAUACUAUUUUCGCCUCUAUAGUAUUAACGCCGAAGUGUGUUAUCAGUAAUACUUAAAACUAUUUCACAGUUGUAGCUUUUAACUUGGUAGAAGAAGCGAACGCUUCACCGAUUUUGGCAUUGGGUGCUCAUGCAGUAAUAAACUUAUGUCAUCUAACCAAUUAUUAACCACACAUUUUCGUAUGAAUCUAUGCAAUAAGCCAAACUAGAAUAAUUUUCUUUUAUUAUGACAUGGAUCUUGCUAAUCUUUAGGCAGAAAAUAGUUCAAUAGUUUUGUCAGAGGGUUUAAAUAACAUUUAGAGUCUCUCUUAAGUCGAAUGGCACUUGGGUUGGCUCUUCCAUGUAAACCCAUCAAGCAACCAUAGAAACAAUCAUGUGUACUGUAUACGUAAGGGGUAUAUAAAAAGCUGGUGUGCAAUAUUUCUAAACUGGAAACUUUGAUUAGUGUUCAGUCUGUUAAGCAUUUGUUGCAUGUUUUUCUUUUCUUUUUUUACCAUACUAUAUAUAUAAUUUAUUGCUGUUUGUAAUAUGAUUUUGUUAGUGUUUGUAUUUUCACCAUAUCUUAGACUCUUAAAAUGUCUCAUUAUUUCAAAGUUAUAUCAAGAAGUGUUCGAAACAAGAUAAUUAAUGAGUCAGAAUUAUCUCAAGGAAUUUGGAUAGUUAUUUUUAAAUUAUUGUUAGAUUUUUUACAAUUCUAGAUCAUACCGAUUGGCAUAAUAUAUUACAUUGUCUUUUUUACCAUGAUUUUAUGUCAUACAUUUAAGCAGUAUGAUGUUUUCCUUCUUGUUUCCUUUCGUGAAAUUGUUUUGUGGUUUGAAUACCAUAUUCCAUAUUCUCUAAUUACCUACCCCCACCCCAAUCUCAGUUAACGUGCCCCCACCAUUUGAUAACAAAAAUAUCAAUUUUUGGUUAAUUUAGGUUAUAAAUGAAUACCAGCAGCAUGAAAGUACUAUAUAUUUUUAAAGUUUCAUUUAUAGUUCACAUUUACAGGAAAGCUUUUUUGAAAAAAAAAUGCCUUAAUAACAUCCCCGCCCCCUCUUUUGCCAACUAGGCCAGUGGUCUAGUGGUAACACGCUUGACUGUCAAUCCAGAGGUCCGGGGUUCGAAUCCCGGUCCAGGCACUGGGAAUUUCUGAGAUGCUCUUGAGUGUCUCCCACCUAACUAGAGGCCUGUACUGGUUCUUCUCAGGAAAGACGGCUUUGCGAGUAUCGGUGCUAUACACCGGGAACGUUAAAGAACCAGACUGUCUAUUCGAAAAGAGCUAGGCUAAGUUAGCCGGACACGUCUGUAUCUGAAAUGUUAAGUUCUCUCCGUCUGUUCUGGGGGCUUUAUCUCACUCUGUCCCUCUGGUCAGAUCGCUCUGUGUCUGUACUAGUAGAGGAUGAUUUCGCGCCCUGUGUGGCUGCAGUAUAUGUAAAGCGCUUUUGAACGUAUUUAUCAUGAAUAGGGCGCUAUAUAAAUCUGGUAUAAUAAUAAUAUAAUAACUAUAAUGUUCCGGGCAGUUAAUAAGGGCAUGUAUGGUAUAUAAUGUAAUUAUACAUAAUAAUGUUGUUUUUGGAAACUUAUAUUGAGUCGGUAUUUUUUAAAGUACAUGUACACACUUCCAGAUGUAAACUAUAAGUAUCAUUUUUAGCAUAACAAUAAUGGACAUUUUAUAAAUAAAAUUUCAUAAAAACAA